Morchella sextelata is the source of this 1320-nucleotide messenger RNA. RefSeq lists its product as uncharacterized. The record is from RefSeq and is a predicted model, not a curated record. The transcript has 3 exons. Lineage: Eukaryota; Fungi; Ascomycota; Pezizomycetes; Pezizales; Morchellaceae. The coding region runs from base 1 to 1320 and encodes 439 amino acids.
AUGGUGCAGUAUGGGAGUCAUACAACAAGAACACUGAAUUAUAUGGAAAGUUAUCUCGAGGAUUUCCAUAAGUACAAGGAUAUCUUUUUAGAAUUCCAGGCAUAUAGGAGGACGGUUCAGGAUGCGAGAAAUCGAACAAAAGCCUUAAAUGCCCCAGGCUCCCAGAGUGCUGAACGAGGUUUAGAGGACAUUCGCGGGAUACAAGAAAGGUCUCACUUCAACUUCCUCAAAUUGCACAUGUUAUCGCACUAUCGGGAACAUGUUGAGCUCUUUGGGAGCAUUCUCCAGUACUCUACCAAUAUCAGUGAACUCGCCUAUGUACAUCAGAUAAAAGAGGCAUACAGAGCAUCCAACAAGGGGGCGUUAGAGAUUCGAAUGCUGAAUUUGAAAGAUAUUGUUGGAGGUUCUAAGAGCACUGACCACAUCCUUUGGCGCCAUCCAGCUAACCUGAAGGGGUUACUUGAGAUUUUUAAAAUCGAAGACCGGAAAAACACUCCAAAUGAACGAUCCAUAGUGGAAGUAGGUUUGCCUCCAAUGCAUCUUUGUAACCCCUCCAUGAAAUCGGAAAGACUUUUCAAUAUUGUGGAUGGACUGCAAAUAAGCCAUACCACAUCAUAUCGUCUGAUAAAGGAGUAUGCAGAGGUUGCGGGAUGCUCUCAAUACUUUGCCGGAAUCUCUGAGAGCAUUUUAGAGCGUCGGGUGGAAAUGUUCACAUGUUUGCAGGUUCCGAUACCAAUCUUCCAAAGACCUGAGGUGUGCGAGAUUCACAAUCUUAGGUGUACGGGAAAUGCAGCUUUUGGGAAAGGAAAAAUAAGAAAGGAUUGGGUAUGGAUGUCGGUAGCAUCUUCAGAGGAGUGGAGAGUAUUUCGGGGACGCUUACCAGGACGUAUGAAGGCUAUAUUCAAGCUGUGGGACAGUGGGUGGCGAACAAAUAGACUAUGUAUAAUGGAGCUACUCGAGGCAAAGGAUCGUGGUAUCACUGAUAGCUCACAUGGGCUCCUGAAGGUUUGUGGGAGGAGGCGGAAAAGGAUAUGGGUCGUUAAUAUUCGUAGUAUAUUGGAAAUUGCCUAUUUGUUUGAGGUGGAGACUGCCAUGAGGGCAUUCGUGAGUGCUCUGAAAAUGUUAGACCCAAUUGGACUCUCUUAUUCAAAAUUCGUGUCGUUCUGCUAUGCAUACGAAUUGGAAGAAGGAGGUAAAGUUUUGACCGAUCAGUAUCUCAGUGUGGCUAUCCAGCAAGCUCGCUACAGGAGGGCAAUGCCAGGAGGGCAAUGCCAGGAGGGCAAUGCCAGUCCUUGUUUGCUGCUUGUAAAUGGACAUUGA